CACUAACAUGAUUGUAAUUUCCAAGUAAUGUUUCCAAUAGAUAUUUCUUUACACUAGUUAAGAUGACAUUAAAAUGAUAGCACAAUUAUAAAGUUAAUUAAUCAACAAUAAAGCAGAGUCUAAAUCUUAACAUUUUACAUAAUCUGCUGUUUGCAGUAAGCCAUCUUUUGUCUGUUUUGUUCUCACUUCUUUCUGACUCUUGUUUUGCGCGUUAAUUUUAAACAUGUUAAUAAGCCUUUGGAUAGCUAUAACCUGGUUAUUAUAUGGAGAUACUCAAGAUUACUUACCAGAUCAAGAUGGAAGUGGCUCUCUGAAAUCAACCUGUCCUUAUGUUUGUGCUGUUGGUGAUUCAAUUAUGAAAAAUCUAUUUGAUAGUGACUUGCCGAUCAAUUCAAAGGGUGAUUUACAUGCUCGUUGUGGUGUAACGAAAUUCCUGAUCAAUGAUUGUUGGAAUGAGACAAAACAUGGAGUAGAUUGUUUACCGCGCAGAAAGGGUUUGAAGGAAAGAGUUAUCCGAUUCUCUAAUGCCAAUUGUACCGAAGGCAUCUAUGAAAGCACUGAUGAACCCUGUUUCUGGCGAUGGUCUCACCAAGAAAAUCAUUGUUCAGAUGAAUAUGCGACUUUCGUCACUCACUUGGUUGGUACAAAUCGGCUCAACUUGACAGUUUUCACUCAAGAUGCUAUCUGUUGUGAUUUCCUAAAGUUUCAAGAAUGUGCUGUUGGAUCAACUUCUGGAUCAUGUUCUGCUCAAGUUGAAGAUUUUGUCGAGAGAUUUUUCUACAAACUCGCUGGUCAAAAUGCUGUCAAUCGAUGCAAUCGGCGUAAAAAACAACCAUCAUAUGUCAUUAAAUGCUCAGGGAGGAAAAAUUUAUGAAAAAUGGUUCAAUCAAUAAUGUCUAACCUGUUGCAUUCAUCGUCAAUGGUUAUUGACUUUUUAACAAAUCUCUACGGCAUGUAAACGAUAAAUAAAAACAUUUAGAAAUGAA
This is a messenger RNA of Tetranychus urticae (two-spotted spider mite), 986 nucleotides long. RefSeq lists its product as uncharacterized. The record is from RefSeq and is a predicted model, not a curated record. NCBI's taxonomy places the organism in Eukaryota, Metazoa, Arthropoda, Arachnida, Trombidiformes, Tetranychidae.